Molecule: messenger RNA, 2231 nt
Organism: Chelmon rostratus (copperband butterflyfish)
Lineage: Eukaryota; Metazoa; Chordata; Actinopteri; Chaetodontiformes; Chaetodontidae
Exons: 10
Coding region: 16-1884 (622 amino acids)
Molecular function (GO): long-chain fatty acid transmembrane transporter activity; long-chain fatty acid-CoA ligase activity
Source: RefSeq, a predicted model, not a curated record
UGAGGCUUUUAACACAUGAUGGAGAUCUAUUUACUUUCAUUCAUCUUAGCAACUAUCCUCAUCGUACCUUUCGCACUCAGAUCUUUUUCCCCUGUACUCUGGGCGGAUGUUGUGUAUUUCAGGGAUCUGUUGCGGAUCUUGGUGACGUUUGUUUCGAGGCGAAGAAGGAGACCCCUCUUCUUUGUUUUGGACCGUUUCUUGGAGCAGACCGCCGCGAGUCCGGACAAGCCGUUCAUUGUGUUUGAAAACGAGGGCUACACGUACUCUCACGCGGACAAGAGGAGCAACAAGACGGCCAACGCGCUGCGGUCCCACCCGGGGUACACAGCCGGGGACACCGUGGCGCUUUUCAUGGGGAAUGAACCCGCCUUCAUGUUUACCUGGCUGGCUCUGGCUAAAUUAGGCUCUCCGGUGGCUCUGCUCAAUCAUAACAUCCGCACCAAGUCUCUGCUGCACUGCUUCAACUGCUGCAGGGCCAAAGUGCUGAUAGCUGCCUCAGAGCUAAAGGAAUCGGUGGAGGACGUCCUGCCCUCGCUCAUCGAGCAGGGCGUCACCGUCCUCCUGAUGACCGAACACUGCAACACACCUGGAAUUGAGAGUUUCUCCGACAAAGUGGACGAGGCCCCGGACUCCCCGCUCCCUCGAUCUCUCAGAUCGCACAUCACAUUCAAAAGCCCCGCCGUUUACAUCUACACCUCAGGAACUACAGGUCUCCCGAAGGCGGCUGUGGUCAACCAGAACCGCCUCUUAACAGCUCUGGCUGUUCUGUCAUCAAACGGAGUCACGCCGAGUGAUGUCGUCUACCUCAACCUGCCUCUGUACCACACAGCUGGAUUUAUUAUAGGCUUUAUCGGCUCCAUUGAGACAGGCUCAACGAUCAUUCUGAAGAGGAAGUUUUCGGCCUCUCAGUUCUGGGACGACUGCAGGAGAAACAGCGUGACCGUCGUGCAGUACAUCGGAGAGGUGAUGCGCUAUCUCUGCAGCACGCCCAAGCGAGACAAUGACAAGGAUCAUAAAGUAAGACUGGCCAUUGGCAACGGCGUGAGAGCAGAGAUAUGGCGAGAGUUUCUCAGUCGCUUCGGGAACAUCGAGGUCCGAGAGUUUUACGCCUCCACUGAGGGAAAUGUGGGAUUUGUCAACUACGCGGGGAAAAUUGGAGCUAUCGGACGGGUCAACUUCUUGCAUCGGAAGCUGUUUCCCUACACUCUGAUCCAGUACGACACAGAGCGGGACGAACCGAUUCGAGGUGCUAACGGCCUCUGUGUGGAGUCGCCCAAAGGUGAGACGGGACUGCUGGUGUCGAAGAUCACGGACAUCGCUCCGUUUGUCGGUUACGCCCAGAAUGAAGACCAAACAGAGAGGAAGAGACUUCGCAAUGUUCUCAAGAAGGGAGAUCUUUACUUCAACAGCGGAGACCUGAUGAGGGUCGACCAAGACAACUUCAUUUACUUUCAGGAUCGUGUAGGCGACACAUUCAGGUGGAAAGGAGAGAAUGUGGCCACAACCGAGGUGUCCGACAUCCUGACGAUCAGCGGUUGUCUCAAAGAAGCCAACGUUUAUGGAGUCCAAGUGCCAGGGCAUGAGGGCCGGAUAGGGAUGGCAGCUGUCACUGUGAAGGAAGGUGCUCAGUUUGAUGGAAGUAAAAUAUAUAACCAUGUGGUGAGCUACCUGCCCUCAUACGCCCGACCUCGCUUUGUAAGGAUACAGAAUGCCGUGGAGGUGACGGGGACCUUCAAGCAGAUGAAGGUGAAGUUAGUGGAGGAGGGCUUUGAUCCAGGACGUGUCCGGGACCCUCUUUACAUCCUUGAUGAUCAUGAGAAGAGUUACGUGCCGCUGACGGCUCAGGUCUACAGCUCCAUCGUAUCGGGAAACAUCAAACUCUGAGUCUGCGGUCUCUAACUGUGCGGCUGCGUUGGUACUUUGAAAAUGAAUCUCCUGCUCUAGUGCUGAUAUUGAAGCAUGAACACCUCAGAAUCAGAAGUGUUGGAUUCAUAUCAGGAGCUGGAGUCAGCCUGCAGGAGGAAGAGGGAGUUUGAUAAUGUUAAUAUUUACUGGAAAGUAAUAACCUAAAUUUCAUAUUUACUAACAUAAUGACUGCAUUCCAGUGUGAGGACUGCUGAUUUUACUUUAUUUAGUUAUUGAUAAUGGUGUUGAGAAGUGUUCACAGAGCUCUGUGCUUUUAGGUAAGAGGUGAGCAGCAUGUAAUGGUUUAAGAGAUUAAAAGAAUUUGU